ACAUAACUACGAGUGUCGUUUUGUUCUUCUCCCUUAUUUUACUUUUUAAAAAAACAGAGUUGUAUGCUUUUCGCUAUAUUUGUGUAGCUCUUGGCAAAGCAACACUUUUGAGAGAGAUCUCAUCUCAUCCUUUUUACACAGAGAGAGAGAGAUCUCAUCCUUAUUCCUUUCAGAUCCCAAUUUCCCUUAAAAACAAGUAAAAGAUCAGAUCCCAGCCAUGGAUUUCAUGAAGGUCUUCGAUCAAACGGUCCGCGAAAUUAAGAGGGAGGUGAAUUUGAAAGUGUUGAAAGUACCUGAGAUCGAGCAGAAGGUAUUGGAUGCUACUGAAGAUGAGCCCUGGGGCCCUCAUGGUACUGCUUUGGCUGAGAUAGCACAGGCCACAAAAAAAUUCUCCGAGUGUCAGAUGGUCAUGAAUGUGCUCUGGACAAGAUUGACUGAAACUGGAAAGAACUGGCGUUUUGUCUAUAAGUCGUUGGCUGUUAUAGAGUACUUGGUGGCGCACGGAGCUGACCGUGCAGUUGAUGACAUUAUAGAACAUACCUAUCAGAUCUCUUCUCUCACAAGUUUCGAGUACAUUGAGCCAAGUGGUAAGGAUUUGGGAAUUAAUGUGAGGAAGAAGGCAGAAAAUAUUGUGGCACUAUUGAAUAACAAAGAGAAGAUACAAGAGGUUAGGAGUAAAGCUGCUGCAAAUCGUGAGAAGUACGUUGGAGUAUCAUCUUCGGGAAUGACAUAUAAGGCAAGCUCUGCCUCUUUUAGCAGCAGUGGAGGCUUUCAGAGUAGUGAGCGAUAUGGAGGUUUUGGAAAUAAAAGUGAUGGUGAUUCAUUUAAGGAUAGUUUUAAUGAAAAGAAUCGAUAUGAUGAACAUAAGGUUGAUCAAAGUACUUAUAAGUCAAAGAAGGGAUCUUCUCGCUAUGGCAGCAAAGUUCAAGAAACUGUUUCUGCUAGUGGAUCAAAGACGAUAAAGAAGGUAGGUGAGCCUGAAAAAUCUUCACGUCCUUCACAGAGCUCAACUGUAUCAUCAACCGAUUACGAGGAAGAUUUUGACGAUUUUGAUCCUCGGGGUACUUCGAGUUCUAAACCUUCUGCAGGGAAUUCUAACCAAGUAAAUCUAUUUGAGCAAAAUUUGCUUGGUGACCUAUUGGAUGCACCAACACCUGCUCCAACUGCUACAUCUACAGUGAACACUGAUCCAUCAGAGGUUGAUUUAUUUGCUGAUGCCGCUUUUGUAUCAGCAAAACCAAAAAGUGAAACGGGUGUAACUUCCCAAAGUGUUCGAUCAGAGGGUGAUUUAUUUUCUGAUGCCAACUUUGUAUCAGCAAAACCACAAACUGAAACGGGUGUAACUUCCCAAACUCCAAAGGGUGUGGAUCUGUUUGCCACCCAGCCUGCUUCUUCAGUUGCAGCUUCAACAAUAGAUUUUUUUGCUGCCCCGGAUCCAGUUAUACAGUCUGAUAACAGAUCCUCAAAACCAGACCAGAUGAAUAUUAACAUUGUUGAUCCAUUUGCUUCAGUUCCACUAAAUACUUUUGAUAACUCUGACCCUUUUGGUUCAUUUGUUUCUCAUAAACCUGCACCUAUGCACGAUGAAAAUGCUACCAAUGGUGGGAGUCAUGAGGCUCGUGACAAAGUAAGCAAAUCGUCUGUUGAAGCUAAAACACCACCGAAGAAGGAUACAUUUCAAGUCAGAUCUGGAAUAUGGGCUGAUUCGUUGAGCCGUGGGCUGAUUGAUCUGAAUAUAAGUGCACCCAAAAAGGUCAACCUUGCAGAUGUUGGCAUCGUGGGAGGAUUGACUGAUGGAUCAGAUGAGAGAGAAAAAGGGCCAACUUCUUUUUACACUAGCAGAGCAAUGGGUCAAGGAAUCGGGCAUGGCAAAUCCGGUUUUCCAUCAGCAGCAACAGCUGGAGAUGACAUAUUUUCAAGUCUCAACACACAAAACUAUCAGUUUGGCAGCUUUCAGAAGUGAAUAAUUGCUUUAAUUGCCCUUGCAACACAUAUUAGGUCGCUCAGUUUCACUCAAGAUAUUCAAUUGUGAGCUUUGACGAUUGGAGAGCAACAGUGUGAUUGUGUAAAUUAGGGAAGUGACCAAAUAUUGGGUAACCAGUCACUAUUUGAAGUACCAUGCAGCUUCUUCUAUUUUCCUACUAUGAGGAGCUUUCUUGUAUCCAAUUUUCAAAUCAUAUCUUGAAGCUUUUGUCAUAUAUACAUCAAUAAACAGCAAACUCUAGGGCAGCUUGUUGCCAUUAGGGUAUGUGGUUGCGCACACUUGUUGAACCUGUGAGAGUGUGAUAGUCAUGUCAAUUUAUUGAUACUGAUUGCUCCUA
This is a messenger RNA of Lycium ferocissimum, 2321 nucleotides long. RefSeq names its product clathrin interactor EPSIN 1-like. Gene Ontology annotation, cellular component: endosome; clathrin vesicle coat; plasma membrane. Gene Ontology annotation, molecular function: clathrin binding; phospholipid binding. The coding region runs from base 218 to 1963 and encodes 581 amino acids. The record is from RefSeq and is a predicted model, not a curated record. Gene Ontology annotation, biological process: endocytosis. Lineage: Eukaryota; Viridiplantae; Streptophyta; Magnoliopsida; Solanales; Solanaceae. The transcript is spliced from 11 exons.